GUUAAUGUGCCCCUCACCUUUACAAGUACUCUCCCUCUCUUUCUCUCUCUUCCACCUAGCACCGUCAUCAAGAACUCUUCAUCUUCCUAAUUUCUGUACGAAUUUCAACGUUUCUAGGGUUUUCGCCGGAAAAAUGUCGUCGUCUACGGAAGAAUCCAGUAACGACUACGAGGUCGGGCACCGAGCCGAGUUGGAAGGAAAAGGCGCUUCAUCUGCGGGUGGCAGCACGGAGGAAGCUACGGAAGCUACGAAAACCCUAAUCGAAAUGCAAAAGGAGGCAUUACAAUGGCGAGACCAGAAAAGGAGGACGACAAUGGCUGGUCGUACCAACGAACCCCCCUCAAAAAAACAGAAAAAAAUUGCUCUAACAGGCUCAGCAGAAACACUAAGGUUAACGGCCAAUAUCGGGGCUUAUUGGGCAUUUAUGAAGCGCCUUGCCCCGAAGAUCCGUCAGUGGCAUAGGGAUGCAUACUGCGGUUCUAUAUUUCAGCACUACAUUUUGUUUGGGGCUCCUGCGGCUGAUCGGCCCACCCUUGAGCUGCUGCUGAGCUUUUUCGAUAGAGAUAAUAACACCUUUUGUAUACCUGAUUCAAAAAGUGGGGGUAUGAAAAAUGUUAGUUUUGAUUUGCAAUGGGUCCACAACCAUACUUAUUUCCCAAUUUAUGGGGAGGACAUAAGGAACAAUAGGGACUCAAGAAGCAGAAUAUGGCUGGAAUACUUCGCUAAGCUUUUCAUUUCUGAAGAGGGUAAGAAGUUAAAAAAAUCAGAAACCAGCCAACGUAAACAUCUUGAAGGGCUACUUGAACGGCUUGUUGAAUCUACCAAAAAGCGGGAUAUCGAGGAUUUUGCUCUGCUACAAAUUUUGUACCAAUGCUCUAUGAUAUGGAGUCCCAUAGCAGGGGAAGGUAUCCCUAGACCCUGUGCAGAUUAG
Messenger RNA from Asparagus officinalis (garden asparagus), 931 nucleotides. RefSeq lists its product as uncharacterized. The record is from RefSeq and is a predicted model, not a curated record. The transcript has 2 exons. NCBI's taxonomy places the organism in Eukaryota, Viridiplantae, Streptophyta, Magnoliopsida, Asparagales, Asparagaceae. The coding region runs from base 5 to 931 and encodes 308 amino acids.